GGAGGAAGAGGAUAACAAAGGGAGAGGAAGAAAACAUUAUUAAAAGACUCGCAACAUCAGAGGACAAAAGAUUAAGGACAUAAGAAGAUAAAGAAGGAAUGAAGGGAGAAUAAAAGAAGAUAGAAAGAACAAAGAAGAGAAAGAAAGAGAGAGAGAGAGAAGAUUACUAACAACAUAUAAGGAGAAACAGGAAUGGAAGAACGAAAGAAGGAAUAGGAGAGAAAGAAAGGAGGGAGAGAGGAGAGGAGGAGAGAAAAAAAAAGAAGGAAAGACUAAAGAAAACAAAACAAGACGGGGACGGAGAAGAAGACAAGGGACUGAAGAAAAGAAGAAGAGAAUAAAGAAGAAAAUAAUGAAGGAAGGAAUUAUAGAAAAGAGGAGGAAGAAGCAAAACUAAAAAGGAAAAGAAGGAGAGAGACAAAAAGAAGAAGGAUAAAAGGGAUAAAAAGGUAGAGAAUAGAAGAAGGAAAGGAGGAAGAAAGGAGGAAGUAAAGGAAGAAAGGGAAAUCAAAAGACAAAGAAGGAAGAGGAAGAAGAAGAAGAAAAGAAAGAUUAAAGAAGAAAAAAAAGGAAGGAAAGGAUUAUAAAAGAAAGAGAAAAAAGGAAGAAGAAGAAGAAAAGGAAGAAAAAAGAAGAAGAAAGAGAAGAGGAAAAGGAUCUCACCACCACCACCACCACCAUGAACGCGCGACUCCCCCGUGGUCCCCAAGUGGGUCGACCUGCCACGCAUGACCCCGGUGGCUCCUCCUCUACCAAUGGUCGUAACAAGAUGCCGGAGCAGAGCAAUGAUUACCGAGUGGUGGUGUUCGGGGCGGGCGGCGUCGGCAAGUCCUCGCUGGUCCUCCGCUUCGUCAAGGGCACCUUCAGAGAGUCCUACAUCCCCACCAUCGAGGACACGUACCGCCAGGUGAUUACGUGCAACAAGAACAUCUGCACGCUGCAGAUCACGGACACGACGGGCUCGCACCAGUUCCCAGCCAUGCAGCGGCUGUCCAUCAGCAAGGGCCACGCCUUCAUCCUCGUCUACUCCGUCACCAGCCGCCAAAGCCUGGAGGAGCUGCGCCCCAUCUGGGAGGUGAUCCGCGAGAUCAAGGGCAACGAGGAGGAGUUCCCCAUCAUGCUGGUGGGCAACAAGUGCGACGAGAGCGACGCCCGGGAGGUGCAGAGCUCCAUGGGCGAGAACCAGGCCAAGGCGUGGAAGUGCAACUUUAUGGAGACGUCGGCCAAGACGAACCACAACGUGAAGGAGCUCUUCCAGGAGCUGCUCAACAUGGAGAAGAACAGAAACAUGUCCCUGCAGCUGGACGGCAAGAAGAAUAAGUCCCAGAAGGGCACGCGCAAGAUAAAGGAGAAAUGUCUGCUGAUGUGAAGAGGAGGCGGCGGGAAGAAGGAGAAUGGAAGGUAGCCGGCGGAGGAGCGAGGGAAGUGAGUGUAUCCUGACUGUGAUGACCAAGGCGGGGCGUCCCCGGUGUGCCAAAGACACUGUGCUCGUGGCGCUGCGCCGCGCCAGCCGGACACUCCCCGACGCCCCGCCGCCGACAGGCCGACAGGGUGCUGCCGCUGCUGCCCUCCGCUGCUGCUGCCGCCGCGCCGCCCCGGGCGUGCUGACGCGCGGCAGUGGUCGGCCUCGGCGCCACGUUCCAUAAUAGGAGCACAACAAAGGCAAUGUCGUGGCUUACCGGCGGCGAUGAUCGUACCUGCAGGUCUAGCGAGGCCGCGUCGGCCAGACCUUCUGCCUCACAGGGACCAGUUUCUGCUGCACAACAGAGCGUAUCGUAGUGUACACAAGUGUUCCCUUCGGCCGGCCUCGACGUGCGGCGGGGCGGCCGGACGACUGUGCUGUACUCCGAAGGCAACGAUUCUUAGCCCUUGAGAUUUUUUGACUGUGUCCGCUUAGUCCCUCGCGCGGCCCCUGGCCGGUAGAUAAUAAAGAGGUGGCGUGGGGGGGCCGCGCGGCCACGCCCAGCCCGCCGCGCCGUGCCCGUGUGGCGGCCGCGGCGUGUGGCGGGGUCGUGGGCGGCGCCCCCCGCGGUGGCCGGCGGGCCAGGAGUGGCCGCCACGCCGCGCCCCGCGCCGCCCCUCGCCGGUGACGUAGUGGGGUUAGUUAGCGUUGUUUACACCGCCGGGGUGGCCCGCUAGCGGCUUCACCCUCACAUGUAUUCUCUGUCUGCAAGGAACGAAUUUUUUUGCCAUCUGUUCGGGUGCGCGAGGCGAGGGGCGCGGCGCGGCGACGCAGGACGCCCGCCCCGCCCCGCCCCCGCCCGCCCUCACCUCACCAGGUUUUGCAUUUUUCCAGUUUGAAGAUACUACUUGUUUCCAUGCGUAUUAUAACGUAAUAUAAAUACCUAGCAGAGAGAGAGAGGAAUACCGUAUAGAUAGGUUUAUAUGAUAUUGUACUGUAUAAGGCAUCGCAAUAUAACAAAAAAGCAAACCACUGACAAAAACCACCAAAAAAAAGGAACAAGAGGAGGAAGAGAGCCUCGAGGUGCAGGCGAGGAGAGGGAAGACGGACGGGGCGAGACGCGCGACGGACGCAACGAGAAUCAAAAACGAAGCUGUCCAGGGCAGGGCGCGCCCCCGCCUGUGUCCGCCCCCCUGCCGCGGCGCCCCCCACCACCCUGCCUCUGCCCCGGGAGGAGGAGGAGGAGGAGGAGGAGGAGAAGGAGAGAGAGAGAAGGAAGAGAAGGGAAGAGACCAGGAGGGAAGGAGGAAGAGGAGGUAGCGGGAGACAAGAGAGAUAAGGACAAGACACUAGUUCCUCCUCCUCGUCGUCCUCCUCUUCCUCCUUCUCCUCGUCUACUUCCUCCUCCUCUCUCCUUCAUCCUUCCUCCUCUUCCUCCUUCUCCUUCUCCUCCUCUCCCCCUCUCCCUCCCUCCCUUACACCUCUUGUUUUGACGCUUUCCACUGUAAUAUACCACGACAUUAUUUUUGGGUUGUUUGUUCUUCUUAGUGAACGGUUAUUGUUGGUAUUAUUAUGAAAGUAGGCCCGCGUGAAGUGUGUGUGUGUGUGUGUGUGUGUGUGUGUGUGUGUGUGUGUGUGUGUGUUACUUAGGUCUUCCAAGUGGUAACCUAACUACUUAAGAACGACAUAAUAAGUACCACGGCUUGACCUGACCUUACCACCAUGACCCCCGGACGCUACUACCAUGAUAUUGACCUGAAGACCACUACCAUAAUGUUCCUAUCCCUCCCAUGUUCAGUUCACGUCUCGAACCUGUUAUUUCCUCAAGUCCAAAAGGGAAGAAAGGGUCACUGGUUAUUUUUUUCGUAUUUACUAACAGCCACGAUUAUAACUAGUUUUUUUUAUAUAUUAUUUACUAAGGUCUAUUCACAUCCGGUCCGUAUUAUACAUUCACAGUUUCAUUAAUUCCAGUUUAUUUUUUUCUAUUCCACAAUGCACUUCUUCUUUUUCUUCUUCUUCUUCUUCUUCUUCUUCUUCUUCUUCUUCUUCUUCUUCUUCUUCAUCUUCUUCUUCUUCUUCUUCUUCUUCUUCUUCUUCUCCUCCUCUACAUCACAAGACCAAAACUCUAACUAUUUUUUUCUUUUCUUUUUCAUCCUAACCCACUAAUGGCUGAAGUAUAUAAUAUAAUGUGUAGUGAUGAUGAACUAUGAAAAUGAUGAUGAUGAAGAUGAUGAUGAUGAUGAUGAUGGUAGUGGUGGUAACGGUGGUGAUGGUGUUUUCUUAAAUGGUGAGAAUGAAUUGGUGAUGAUGAUGGUGAUGAUAAUGAAGGUGGUGAUCAUAACUGUGGUGGUGAUGGUGACUGUAGUGGUGAAAGUGAUGACGAUGAUGAUGAUGAUGAUAUUGAUAAUGGUCGUGAUGGUCAUUUAUUGAGUGAUGAAUUUCUUAUAGGCCUAUGUAAAAAAAAAAUCAAGUCUGUUCCAUCCGUCAAUUUUUUUUUUCUAUCUCAAGCCGAAGUGACGAAAAUCCUCGCUGAUGGCAUUAUGGAAUUUUUAGGAUUUUAGGAAGAAAAACUUUAAUCUCAGUUCUAAAAGAGGAUUAUAAUUCUGUCACUCCCUUUUAAAUAUCGCCUUCUCCCUUCCUCCUCUCCCUUUUCCCUCCUUUCCCUUCUCCCUUUACUUUCCCUUUUGUCUCCCUCUCUCCCUGACCUCUCCGUAUUCCUCUCCCUUCUCUCCAUUUCCUCCCCUCCCUUCUUCCCCCUCCUCUUUGUUUACUCUCCCUUCCCCUCUCUCUUUCUCUUCCUUCUCUCCGUUUUCCUUCCCUUUUCCUCUCCCUUCUCCGUUUCCUUCCCUUUUCCUCUCCCUUCUCCGUUUCCUCUCCCUUCCCCUCUCCCUCUUAACCUCUCUCUAUCUCCUCUCUUCCCUCUUCCUUCUCUCCGUUUCCUCUCCCUUCUCCUCUACCUUCCCUCUCUCUCUCUCAGCCCCUCUCUCCCUAACCUCUCCCUUUCCCUCUCCUUUCUCUCCGUUUCCUCUCCCUUCCCUCUCUCUCUCUCAGCCCCUCUCUCCCUAACCUCUCCCUUUCCCUCUCCUUUCUCUCCGUUUCCUCUCCCUUUCCCUCUCUCUCCUCUCCCUAUCUUUUCCUCCUCCUUCCCUUCCCUCUCCCUGACGUACUUCCUCUUCAGCUUCUUAGCCAAUUCUCGUUUUUUUGUCGUAUUUUCUGUAUUACUUUUUUUAUAUUUUGUUCUUCCUUUCAUCCCAUUUUCCCAGCCUUCUUUUCUCCUUUCCCUCUCCCCUUUGCUUCCUUCCUUCCUUCCUUCCUUCCUUCCUUCCUUCUUUUUCUUUCCUAAUGUCAUUGUUUCCUUCCGCUCCACUUCCCUUCCUUCCUCUUUCCCCUUUUUCUCUUCCUCCUCCUUUAAUCAAGUCUCACAAGUUCUCUUUUUCUUUUCUUGCUUCCUUCCUCUCCGUUUUCCUUGUCUCAAUUUUGUCCCAUUUUCUCUUUCUCUUAGCUUUUGCCCAUGUCCAUGUCCCUAGUUAACCUUUCCUCCUUUUUUCUUAUAAUCCUCUGUUUGAUUCCAGUUCCUUGUUUUAUUUCCCUUUCUCUUCCUCAAGGUUUAUUUUUUCGUAUCUCUUGGCAAUACUGUUUUGUGGCAUCUAACUUUUUUUUCUUCCGUCAAUCAGUAUCACCAAGUCAGAGUCAGAGGCCUAGAAUGUGUGUGUGUGUGUGUGUGUGUGUGUGUGUGUGUGUGUGUGUGUGUGUGUGUGUGUAGGUGGCGCUGUUGCUGCUAUUCUAACCAGACGGUAUUAUUCCUAUUUACCUCCGUUUACAAUACUUCUUGUGGCUACAAUACUCCGUUCACGAUAACUUGGCGAGGAAGCUCCUCCCUCUUCACCGUUCAGUGCAUAUCAUUGGCCGGUUCACUAUCAAGCCACGCCCUCUUUCCAGCUGAGGCGGCGUGUGAUUGGUGGAUGCUGGGAAGAGGUGGGUGGGGCUUGUAUGUCGAGUUAAUGUGAACAGAGUUGCGUUUCAUCUAUAAGAACACCCGCCCCUUGAUUAUAAUUGAGAGAAACAGUUAUAUCGUCAAGCAAAUGUAGCUUUUCUCCGUUAUUUUUGAACGCGGUAUUUCGUUUCUUUAUGUCAAAGUCUCAUUCAUUCACUCUCCAACGAUGCUGUUCUCUCCUUCUCGCCGCUGCUGAUUCCUGUGGCUGCUGUUUCGCCUAAAAGGACAGUAAUAUCAUCAAGCAAAACGCAAAUGUAUCUUCUUUCCGUUAUUUUUGUACGCGGUAUUUCGUUUAUUUAUGUUUAAAGUCUCGUUCAUUCACUCUCUCACGAUGCUGUUCUCUCUUUCUCGCCGCUGCUGAUUCCUGUGGCUGCUGUUUCGCCUAAAAGGACAGUAAUAUCAUCAAGCAAAACGCAAAUGUAUCUUCUUUCCGUUAUUUUUGUAAACGCUUUUCGCUCGCUCACCCACUCGAUACCAACGUUGUUUUUCUCUCUUUCACGCCGUUUGCUGAUUCCUGCGUCCGUUGUGACUGCCUCUGAGUCUGUCUCUUAUGCUUGAAGUGGAAUCUAGUCUCGUCUAUCAUGUCUCGUCGUAGAACCGUGUCCCUCUUUUUGUCUUACCCUUCCAAGAGAAUCAUACAUUUCUUACAAAAGGCAUUCAAUCUCAUCCUCUUUUGUAUCUUUUGACUCCCUCAGAAUAUCAUAAACUUCACAAAAAAUGGGAUAGAGUCAUGUCCCUUAUAUUUUUGGUUUUCUUGUCCCUUCAAAGAAUCAUAAACCUCAUUAUAUCAAAGGAAUAGAAUCAUGUCCAUCUUUUGUACCCUUUUUUCUAUCCUCAGAAUAUCAUAAACCGUAAAUUUGGGGGGGGGCUUUAUUGUCCCGUUAAAGAAUCCAACACCGCUUCAUGCAAAAGGUAUAGAAUCAUAUCCCCUUUUGCACCGUUUUUCCUCCUCUCAGAAUAUCAUCAUAAACCGUCAUUUUUUGGGCUUUCUCGUCCGGUUAAAGAAUCCAACAUCAACCUCCUGAACACUGACCUAACACACGAAGAGCGACACCAAUGAUAUACAUGUACAAGCUGUUCCUCUUCACUACCAUUGAGUUCGAGAUUUUCAUGGAUGUGUUUACGUUGUUUUCGCCUCGUAAUCGAAGAACCGCAAACCUUAUAUAGUAACUAACGUAACAAACAAACAUAUAAACGAAGAUUGACGCCAGUAUAACCAUAGCAACAAGAUAUAGACGUGUGUAACCACCCCGAAAAACAAGGGACUGCGAAUACGUGUUCAUCAUAUAUAUAUACAGUUUCGAGUCCCACGUCUACUACUACUACUACUACUACCACUACUACUACGACUACGACUGCUACUACUACUUCUGCUACAGUACUUAUAAACGUGAGUCUCAUAAUCCUGCAAGUUGAGGAGGAGGGGAUUCGAUCGCUUCUAUAUGGAGGAUUAGCAGGAGGCCAAAAGUAUAAGGAGGAGGAUCGAGGAGGCCGAGGACGUUACGCUUUUGUUUCUGUUACGUUCUUUUGUGGUUCUGCCUGUUUCGCCGUUUAUGGGAAGACUGUUUUGUUGUUUCUUUGUUACUGUGAUUCUGUUUCUGUUAUUCGAUUAUGUCUGUGUCCGUCAGAAAAGAAAGAGAGAGAGAGAGAGAGAGAGAGAGAGAGAAAAGAGAAAAAGGAAGGCUGAUGAUUAAAGAUUCCUCUCGCCCAGGGACACAUUAUGUAGAUGACCACAAUGAGGACAGUAACAUGUUUAUGGAUUAAUGAAGAUAAUGAGAAGCCUUCAAGCGUCUCUCUCUCUCUCUCUCUCUCUCUCUCUCUCUCUCUCUCUCUCUCUCUCUCUCUCAUAAAAAAAUCACUACUUUACCUUCAAAUUCAUUCAACCGGACCAAGGAAUAAUAAUAAUAAUAAUAAUAAUAAUAAUAAUAAUAAUAAUAAUAAUAAUAAUAGCAACAACAAGAACAAUAAUAAUAAUAAAGCAUAAUAAUUGACCUUCACAUGUAAGACUCAAACUCGUAAUCCGAUUCUCUUGCAACACGAUCAGAUUCUCCUCACAGAGUAUUGGAUUCAAUAUAAAUUCAGGGCAGACACGCGUAUUGCUUUUUUUCUUUUUUCUUUUGUGUUCGUUUUUUACUCCCACGCAUAAUAUCGGGCUUGUAAUCUCGACCUCAGUAAGAAAAGGUGAAAUUCAUAUAUAUAUAAAAAAAAGUUUAUGAUUUCGCUUCUGUUAAUCAAGCUCCCAAAUUACUAACGAAAAGUCGACGCCGGGCCAAUUCCUCCUCCUCGUCCUCCUCCUGAACAUCGCAAUGGCCAUGAAUCGAAACAAAACGAAGCUAACCAAACCUGCUUCUCGGUGUGACAUUCAAGCCUUCGACAUCCUCUCCUCGUUUGUAAGGUUGUCUCGUCGAACCCGAUAUUCGUACUAAGCCUGUCAAUGAUAAAGAACUAAGUAGAGGAGUGUAAAUGUCUUUGUGUGUGUGUGUGUGUGUGUGUGUGUGUGUGUGUGUGUGUGUGUGUGUGUGUGUGUACAUAAUUAUAGUUUCUCUCGUCCUCUGUGUAUAUACAUGUGCGUUGCGUGUGUAUUUAAGUGCAUAUGUGACUGUAUGUAUGUGUGUGUGUGUGUGUGUGUGUGUGUGUGUGUGUGUGUGUGUGUGUGUGUUUUUAUCAUUUACGUCACUGUUUCUGUGCAUCGCCUGCCAUCACAUACGUCUCGCAGUGUUACCAAUUCCAAUGGCUCAAAUUUUUUGUAAUCAGUGGUUAUAUUACCUUGUUGCGAGAGAGAGAGAGAGAGAGAGAGAGAGAGAGAGAGAGAGAGUGUGCGUGUGUCAGUCAGUCGGUCAGUCAGUCAGUACUAAACAUAAUCAUUCCCAUACUGUAGUGGGCCUCAUACUAACCUAAUAAUACAAGGUGAUGAUGAUGAUGUGUGUGUGUGUGCUGGUUAUCCUCUGUACAUACAUACAUACAUGCACACGUACGCACGUAUACAUAACAUAGCGAACUAACUCAUGCCCGGCCUCCCUCGCCUCUCCUUGCCUUACUAAAACAAAGAUAAAACCACAAUUAACCUCCAUUUCGAAUUGUAUUUAUUUGCUUUAAGGUCCUUCUCGCCUCUCAGGGCACGGAGGAGCAGCUGGACCCGUAUCCUCAAACGUUUUUCGCCACCUUGGUACAGCUAUUUAUGAAGGCUCUCGUAGAGGUUACUGUAUAGGGGUUUUCAUGGGUGGUUUCAUGACCUUAAACGUAGAGAGAGAGAGGAGUAUCUAGACACCUCUCCUUACGAAAAUGACCCCUCGUUUGGCUGCUCUAUACAUCUUUUUCAUAGGAACAGUGAUUAGCGGGCAUUUUUUCCUAAUUCUUUUGCUCUUUAACUGCUUCCUUUGCUGUGAAAAAAAAAUACUCAUGGAAACAAAGAUAUUCAGUUUAAGUUCUUGUGAAAACCUGUAAUUAUUGGUGCUUUUUCGUAUUAGUUAUGGCUCACAAACCGGAAAAUACAAUAUGCUGAGGUAGAUGAUCUGUUAACGUUGAUCUGUUUCUGCGCCACGAACGGGAAGACAUACUUAUGGAAACCUGUCUUACUUUAUCCGUGGCCUUUAGAUAUAGCAGUAACAAGACCCUGAAGCGUUUGAGAAUACGGGUCCAGGACGAGAGGGAGGCAAAGGGAUCCACAUAUCCGGAGAGUGGGGUUACUAUAACAUAUUCGGGUGAUCCAGCGUAGUGUCCCAUCACGUGGUUUGGUUUUCUAUGAUAAUGCUAUACUCGCCAAUGCUGUUCCCCUUUGAUUUGUAUGGCUCGGCUCCCCAUCCCAGUUAUUUUACUACAUACACGAGUGGUGGGCAACGCGUCAUAAUAUACAUGCAUAGAUAACUAACUUAAUAAAUGAAGGGUACAUAAGAAGGGUGGGGUUCAAAUGAUAGGGGGUGGGCAAGGGUAGUUAUUCAUAUUAUUACUACGAUUAUUAUCAUUAUCAUCAUUAAACUUGUACAUAGGAAUAUUUUUUUUUCUUUCUCGUGACGUGUUACAACUGACGGUUCAAGUAACGUCAGAAUAUUAUUAUUAUUACAAGUUCUUGGUGGUCUUCCUCACUGCCUCCCUCCCUCCUUUCCUUCCCCUUCCUUCUUCCUCUCCAUCCUCUUUCCGUUCACUGCCUUCCUUCCUCCUUCCCGUGUUCCUUCGUUCCCAUUCUACUCCCUUCCCUUCCUCUUUCCUUCCUACCCGUUCUCCCACCUUCCCAUUCUCCCUCCUCCCCGUCACCUAUUCUUCCCGUUUUCUUUCAUUCCUGUUCUCCCUGCUUCCCAUUCUCCCUCCUCCCCGUCAUCCAUUCUUCCCAUUUUCUUUCAUUCUCGUUCUCCCACCUUCCCAUUCUCCCUCCUCCCCGUCACCUAUUCUUCCCGUUUUCUUUCAUUCCUGUCCUCCCUGCUUCCCAUUCUCCCUCCCUCCCUCCCUUUACGUCUAGGCUAUUAUACCAAUGUCUGCUGCACGGUUUCUGAAUAUCUAUAGUGUCCUGUUGUGGCGCCAAACCUUUCCAUUCAUAAUAUAUAAGCUUGGGGGGGUCCUUAGUCCUCUGUAAAAGCUUUUAUCGAUUCAUACGUAAGCAUAAUAAUAAUAAUAAUAAUAAUAAUAAUAAUAAUAACAAUAAUAAUAAGCUCAGGAUAGAGAAUCGGAGACCUUGUUUACAGAAUCCGAUUCGCUUCUUGUUGGUUGGUCGUCCUUCUCUUGUUUGACGUCGUGAUGAUAAAAGUUUCUAAGCAGAAUAUGUAUACUAGAGAUUACAAUGUACGCGCACAAACACACACACACACACACACACACACACACACACACACACACACACACACACACACACACACACAAACGCACACGCACACACACACAUACACACG
Molecule: messenger RNA, 10276 nt
Organism: Eriocheir sinensis (Chinese mitten crab)
Lineage: Eukaryota; Metazoa; Arthropoda; Malacostraca; Decapoda; Varunidae
Product: GTP-binding protein Di-Ras2-like
Exons: 3
Coding region: 680-1369 (229 amino acids)
Biological process (GO): signal transduction
Cellular component (GO): plasma membrane
Molecular function (GO): GTP binding; GTPase activity; GDP binding
Source: RefSeq, a predicted model, not a curated record